This is a messenger RNA of Oncorhynchus tshawytscha (Chinook salmon), 3565 nucleotides long. Its product is annotated as lethal(3)malignant brain tumor-like protein 3. Gene Ontology annotation, biological process: regulation of DNA-templated transcription. The record is from RefSeq and is a predicted model, not a curated record. Lineage: Eukaryota; Metazoa; Chordata; Actinopteri; Salmoniformes; Salmonidae. Gene Ontology annotation, cellular component: nucleus. The transcript is spliced from 22 exons. Bases 297 to 2705 code for a protein of 802 amino acids. Gene Ontology annotation, molecular function: zinc ion binding; protein binding.
CGUGCUCUUGUAUUCCCAUUAUCGCAUAUUUCAUUCUCCAAAUAUCCAGAACGCAUCAAUAAUCGUUUGCUGGUGCUUUUAUUUCGAUGGCAACGUUAUGCGACAAAUAAUGGUUAAAUCUAUAAAUAUUUUGUUACUCAACCAGCUAAAACUUUCGAUAUUGCCAUCAUGUGUUCUUCAGUCUAGCUGGGGCACUCACUGCAAGCACUCGCUCAGAGCCACGCUCAUGCGCAUUGACGGCUGCCUGGGCAAUUUGUCAGUACUCGUGGGAGAAUUUGGAUAUCACCAUUUUUAAUAUGGAUGAGUCUACAAACAUCACAAAUGCAGUAACCCCUGAUUUUGAUGUGUAUGGUGCCAUGGACUGGAGUGAGGGUGUUGGGACCUUACCUGGGAGUGAGCUAAAGUUUAAGGUGAAUGAGUUUGGAGUCUUGGAGGUCCUAACAGAGGAGGGAGAUGAUGAGAGGGUGAAGAAGUCUCAUGCUACCACUACAUGGGCAGUGCCCACUGUUCAGGAGGCCCUCUCAGACAGUGCGUGUGUGGCGGUGAAAGAGGAGAGGCAGGAGGGUCAGUGGGCCCAGAGAGGCCUGGUGUGUGUGCGCUGCCAGAGGAAGGGCUCCCCCGUGGAUUUCCUGUCUGACUGCCUUCACUGCAGCGAGCGCUGUCUGCAGCAGGACCAGCAGGAUGAGCUGAAGCUGAAGAAAGAGGUGUCUAAGAGCAAUGGGGAGGUGGUGGGGGUCAGCUGUAAGAGGCCUCUGCAGCAGUACAAGGAGAGCCUAGCUGACAAGAUGGACACCACAGAGGUCCUGCCUGAGGACCAUGAUGAGGACUAUGAGGAGAAAGACAGCAGGAAGACGACGCGUGGAGCUCCGCGAGGCAGGAGGAAGCGGAGGGGGGAUGCAGCCCUGCUGAGACACACUGUUCCAUAUGGAGGGAAGAAGAAGUCUUGGUGUUGGGCCUCCUAUCUGGAGCAGGACAAAGCCAUCGCUGCCCCCACUAAACUGUUCAAAGAGCACCAGGCCUUCCCCCAGAGUAAGAAUGGAUUCCGGGUGGGGAUGAGGCUGGAGGGUGUGGACCCAGAACAUCCCUCCAUGUACUGUGUGCUCACUGUAGCUGAGGUUUCAGGACACCGAAUACGGCUUCACUUUGACAAGAACUUGGACUGCUAUGACUUCUGGGUGAAUUCCAACUCGGCAGAUAUCCACCCUGUGGGAUGGUGUGAGAAAACGGGACACAAGCUGCACCCCCCCAAAGGUAUGAAGGAUGAGGAGUUCGUCUGGUCGUCAUACAUCAAACAGAGCAAAGCCCAGGCAGCUCCCAAGGCCCUGUUUGAGAAUCAGAACACGACUGUCACCCCUUUAGGAUUCAGAAUUGGGAUGAAGCUGGAGGCCAUUGACAAGAAGAACCCCUCCUUCAUCUGUGUUGCCACAGUAACAGACAUGGUGGACAGUCGAUUCCUAGUGCACUUUGAUAAUUGGGAUGAGAGCUAUGACUUCUGGUGUGAUGCAACCAGUCCCUACAUCCACGCAGUGGGCUGGUGUCAAGACAACGACAGGAUUCUCACGACCCCUCCAGGUUACCCCAGUGUCAAGGAUUUCUCCUGGGGAAAGUAUCUGGAGGAGACCAACUCAUCACCGGCCCCUGCCAGGGCUUUCAAAGGGAAACCCCCUCACACCUUCCUGCCACUCAUGAAGCUGGAGACGGUGGACAAGAGGAACCCCAUGCUUGUCAGAGUGGCCACCGUGGUAGACACUGAGGACCACAGGAUCCAAAUCCAUUUUGACGGCUGGACGGAUAAGUAUGACUACUGGGUGGACACAGACAGCCCAGACAUCCACCCUGCGGGCUGGUGUGCUAAGACAGGCCACCCCCUCCAGCCCCCGAUCAGUCCACAGGAGCUGUUUGAGUCAUCAGGGCAGGGCGGAUGUCCCACCCCAGGGUGUAAAGGUGUGGGCCACAUCAAAGGAGCCCGCUACUCUGGCCACCACAGUGCGGUCGGAUGCCCAUACUCUGAUCUCAACAUCAACAAGGACUCAGUGCUGCCAGACCGUCUGAGUGGUGAGAUGCCAGGGUCAGGAGGACUGGGCCGACCCCGACGGGCAGAACCCAACCCAGAGAACCACCCAGCUCUAGCUCUCACUUCAGACAAGCACUUAAGCGCCAACACAAAUCACCUGGAAAAGCCUGGCAGGGGUGAGAUGGCUGGCAGCGGCAUGGCGAAACCCGCCGGCACAGAGCCCAAGAGGAGGGUUGGGCGGCCUUGCAAGCAGAAGAAGGUAGAGGAGCUGGUGGAAGACGAGGAGAUGAAGAGUGAGGUGCCAUGCAUAAUUGAAACCAAAGUAGAGCUGACACUACAGGAAGCCCUUCACCAGUCAGUGUUCAUGCCAUGCACCUCGCCAUCCCCCAGCAGCACUCCUUUCUGCUGGGACCAGCACAGCAAGCUGCUACCCACCGUGGCUGGCAUCACUUCAAGCAAAGUGGCUGUGUGGACAGUGGAGGAGGUGAUUGAGUUCAUCCAAGGUCUUCCAGGCUGUAACGAACACGUGCACACUUUCAGAGAUGAGCAAAUAGAUGGUGAAGCCUUCCUUCUGUUGACUCAGGUUGACCUAGUGAGGAUCAUGAGCAUCAAGCUGGGUCCAGCCAUAAAAAUCUACAACUCAAUCUUGAUGUUCAAGACGGCAGAGGAAUCGGCAUGUAAUGAGCUCUAACGAAGGUCGGAGGCCACUAUUUUUACCCUGAGCAGAGCAGAGCCAGGAGAAGGAAGUCUACAGAUAAGGAUGUGAAGCACAAAGAACCAUUCUUCUUCCCAGAGGAAGCAAACUGAAUGCACAUGUGAAUUGCACAAGUUAUUUUUUUUAAGACAGCCAUAUUGUGUACUGCGAAUAUCCAAUGUGAUUGACUCAUUGGAGAAAUGUCAUUUCAAUCAUCAGCUCUAUUAUGUGUAAUAUUAUUGUACAGUAUAGGCUCUUUUUAUAUUAGUGUUGGGGUGGUGCCACGAGUAUGCUCGUUCUACCUAAAAACGAAAACUGGAAAUGUAGUGCAAAUGCGUCAGAUUUCCUUUAGUGCAUCACAAUCAGCAACUCUGACAUUUUCAUCAUGUAGAAAGUCCCAUCUGCACAGGGCUUUAGCUGUUCCGGUCUCUCUGGGAUGCUGAUGUCAAGCAGGUCAGAGAGAUUCUAACUGAGAAUGGAAGAUCUGUUCAGGCCCUAUGAAGCAGUGACAAGUGUCUGUUUACUUUAAGGUACUAACCCCAGGGAAGGGGUUUGGUUGAAUGAAUUAAAUCUAAAAGUCCAUAUAGACAAUGGUAUUUCUUUACGUGGACUGUUGUUCACUUGUUUAUUUACAGUGCAUUCUGGUGGUAUUCAGACCCCUUGACUUUUUCCACAUUAUGUUACGUUACAGCCUUAAUCUAAAAUUGAUGAUUGUGUGUAGAUUCCUCGUCAAUCUACACACAAUACCCCAUGUUUGCAAUGUAUAAUAAAAUUUAAAAAGCAGAUACCUUAUUUACAUAAGUAUUCAGACCCUUUACUAUGAGACUCAAAAUUGAGCUCAGGUGCAUCCUGUUUCC